AUGUCCAGAGCGGAGCAAUGGCGUCGGCGUCAAUUGGAGGAAGAGCUCAGUUUGAGUCAGUACGGGGUCGAGAGCAUGUCUCCAAAUAUGAAGAGUCCAUCUGAAAAUAAACGUAACUUACGAAACCGUGCAGAUCGAUGCCCGGAAUUUCCUUCGUUUUCGCUUGAGUUUCGUCGCCGCAGUUCAAAUUUGUUUGCUAAUAUGAUCUCCCCGGAACGACCUGUUUUGCAGUCCCCGCCAAAACUAGCUCUGAUGACGCCUGUAGACACGAGUUUAUCCUCAGUUGCGCCUCCGCAAUCAAGACAUGUUACUGCUUCACCAGGGGAUCAACCAACACUAAGUAACAAGACAACUCCGAAUCGUCUGGGUCCUAUUGAUCAAUUUGUCCGCUCGACGGAACAACGCUCCACAAAAUGUACUCCUCGCAACUCAAUAACCACACCUCGAAAUCGGCCCGCACGAGCCCAAUUUCCAGCCAGUAGUCCGGUUGAAAGUUCUCGUGAAAUUCUCGUUUCUCCACAGAUAUUCGAUGAAGAAGCAAUGUUUUUAGCUCGGGAAGAAUUCCUGAACGUAACCAACACUCCCAACAUGGAUUUUGACACACCAAAUAGUUCCUCUGCUCGGAGGAGAAAUCAAAUGCUCAACGAAGAUAUGCUAGACUAUUCGAAUGGUUGCUCACCCAAAAGGUUAGUUUCAUCGUACCACUUUGGCCGUAAUUUUGUUCAUAUCCCAUCUGACCUUUAUUUAAAUUAG
Molecule: messenger RNA, 753 nt
Organism: Echinostoma caproni
Lineage: Eukaryota; Metazoa; Platyhelminthes; Trematoda; Plagiorchiida; Echinostomatidae
Source: the annotation of a GenBank genome assembly